UAUCUAUUGUCAAUUGACUGUUUAUCUUUGUUUCUUUGAUCUUAUUACUUGGGUUGAGAGUAUACAUAGUACACGAUACUACCUACUAAUUUUUGUUAUCCUGAAGUUGGUCCUCAGUAUUGGUUCCCCCCAGCUUAUCUACGAAACCCCGCAUAACAGCUAGCUAUGAGCGGGCAUACUCUCUUCUUCUACGGAACCCUCAUGGCCCCCCAAAUCCUUUACCGAGUGAUUCACGGCCGCCCAGAACCAGAACCAUGGCAAAAGGCCCUGCUCACCUUCCAACCUGCUAUUCUGCAUGGGUUCCAGCGCCAUCGAGUCCGAGAGGCAGAUUACCCUGGUAUAGUUCCAUCAGAUAAAUCCGAGGAGUCAUCUGCAUGCGUGCUGGGCACGCUCGUCUCCGGCCUCACAGACGGGGAUGUCCACCGGCUCGACAUCUUCGAAGGCUCAGAAUACGAGAAGCGCCCCGUUAAGGUGAGAACAUUGCGGGACUUGCUGGCGGGCGGCAGCACGGGUGGUGUUCUUGGUGACGGCAACGAGGCAGACCAUGCAAAGGGCGACCAUCUUCGAGACGUGCUGGAGGCUGCAAGGGCACAGCUUGCGGACGAAGCGGACGAGGUCGUUGCCAUAACGUACGUGUGGGUGGCCGGCGAGGAACGGUUAGAAGAUGCUGAGUGGGAUUUUGAGACCUUUCAGCGGGAUAAGAUGGCGUGGUGGGUGAAUGCGGAUGAGAGCGAGUGGUAAUUUUAUCUGCAGACAGUGAAAAUAGAACCAUCU
This is a messenger RNA of Penicilliopsis zonata CBS 506.65, 774 nucleotides long. RefSeq lists its product as hypothetical. The coding region runs from base 166 to 741 and encodes 191 amino acids. The transcript has 2 exons. The record is from RefSeq and is a predicted model, not a curated record. NCBI's taxonomy places the organism in Eukaryota, Fungi, Ascomycota, Eurotiomycetes, Eurotiales, Aspergillaceae.